This is a messenger RNA of Panicum hallii, 2161 nucleotides long. Its product is annotated as structural maintenance of chromosomes flexible hinge domain-containing protein GMI1. The transcript is spliced from 16 exons. NCBI's taxonomy places the organism in Eukaryota, Viridiplantae, Streptophyta, Magnoliopsida, Poales, Poaceae. The record is from RefSeq and is a predicted model, not a curated record. The coding region runs from base 700 to 1671 and encodes 323 amino acids.
CCCCUUGCGUUUCCUCCUCGCAUCAACUCCGCCCCCGCCUUCCUCCUCCAUUGCAGAAUCUUUUCUUCUCUGACGUCAAAAGCAACCUUUUUGUUCUUCCUGCUUCGAGGGGAGCGCGGAGGGCUUCGUGGGUCGCAGGGGAAUAGCGGCGGCGCCGCCGGAAAGGGGCCUCUCGUCGCCGGUUAUUAUUAACUUCUUACUGCCUGUUUUUUUUUCAUUUUCUUUUUCUUGUGCCGGGCGAUUUUGGGUCGAUCGGAGCGGAAAGAUUUGCUCUUCUGUUCCUGCGCGGUGGGGUUUUCUCACCUUCGAUUUGUUUUGAUCCGGUGCGUAGAAUUCUUUUUCUUGCUGCGCUUCUUGGGGUUUUUGUUGGGGUUUUUUCGCCCCUCGCCUCUUGAUCGUACAAUGGAUAAUUCUAGUGUGGGACUAGCCUGCUACUUUCCCAUCCCUAUUCUUUUCUUUGAUGGAAAAAAUGUACGAUCUUUGGCUAAUUUUUGGGUAACAGAAAUCGAUGUGCAAAAUUGCUGCAAGGCACCGAGCAUAUUGCAUUUCACGCUCUUGUAUUGGGUCUCUUGUGUCUCGUCUAUCGGUACGGGUUUUGAUUUGUGCGCCGACCCGGGAAUCCCCUUGCUGAUCUUCCCAGAGGGAAAAACUAUGGUGUUAUAGUUUCUUUAAUGUGGAACUGUGUAGCCCUCGCAUGGGAUGCGAUCGCGCUUCAUGCUCUGGUCUUGCUCUAGGAUGGCAGAGGCAAGCAGAGGAGCCAAGAGAAAGGCUUUAUUACAGUAUUCGGAUGGGAUUGAGGAAGAAGAUGCUUCAAGAGUGUACCGGUUUCAGGUCCUGUUGCCAAGUGGUGUGAUCAUCAGCCUCACGCUGAACAACUCUGGCGAAGAGAUGUCGGUUCGUGAUGUCUUCUUGCAUAGUGUCAAGAGGGAGUUGAACAGUGCCCCUGUGGGAGGUGGAAAGGUGCGGGAGAUACACUGGGAUGGCAAUUAUUUUUUAACGGACCUCCUUGACAGGAAGAUUACAGAAAAAAUCAAGUUGAGCAACUUUGACACCAAGAGUACAAACAUAUUAAGACUCCAUAAUGAAAAAGGAGGAUUUGUCAGUACAUUUGAGAAUAUGUGGGACCUUACCCCUCAGACUGAUCUGGUUCAAGAGCUUCCUGCAGAAUAUAGCACUGAGAGCGCUCUUGUUGACCUUACUGAUAAUGCACUGCAAGCUGUGUGGUCAAAUGGUAGAGGAGAAAGGAAGUUGAUCAAGAUAACUCUUGACAAAGAAAAGAUUGUGUUUUUUGACACUGGUAGGGGAAUGGAUGUUUCAGAUGGGAACUCUAUCUCUAAAUGGGGUACAAUGUGUUCUUCUAACCAUAGAGUAUUUCGGCAGAAAGGUAUUGGUGGGAAAGCACCAUAUCUAUUGCCCUUCUUUGGGAUGUUUGGUUAUUGUGGAACUAUUGCUUCAAUGCAUCUUGGAAGAAUUGCUAUUGUUUCCUCUAAAACUAAGGAAUCUAGAAAAGUGUUUACCUUACACCUAUCAAGGGAGGCCUUGCUGAAAAAAACAUUAUCUAAGAAUUCCAAACACACUUGGAAGACUGCUGGAGGAGUUAGGAACCAUCUAAAGAGGAGAUGCUGUUGUCACCACGCCAGAGUUUUACCCAGGUGGAGAUUUGUGGGUUGAAAAAACAUCUGGAAGUAGACAGACUUCUUGGUUUUUUGAAGGACAUCUAUUUCCCAUAUAUCCAGCAGUAUGAUGAGGAUACUGAAUAAAUGAAUACAAGAAACCCAGUUGAAUUCGAGGUGAAUGGUGUAAAUUUAGCAGAAGUACAAGAGGGUGAAGUCACAGUAACUAAUUUGCACUCUUCAAAUGGUCCUGAUUUUAUUGUGCACCUAAACUUUACAUAAAUAACAGCAGCUUCUUGUCAAGCCCAUGCGCGGUUGAAGUGUGUCUACUUUCCGAUUACAAAGAAAAGAAUCUAUAGAUUCGAUCUUGGAAAAAUCAAGGAAUAAUGGCUAUGAAAUGAAAGAGAACUUCGCCAACUUCUCUCGUGUAUCAAUUCGUCAACUUGGGCAUUUACUUCCUGAUGCUAGAUGGGGUCCUCUUCCAUUCAUGGAAGCUAAAUACAGAAAAGGCCAUAAGGCUGAGUUCUUUAGAAGAUGCUGCAAGAGGG